Messenger RNA from Penicillium diatomitis, 1161 nucleotides. RefSeq lists its product as uncharacterized. The transcript is spliced from 4 exons. Lineage: Eukaryota; Fungi; Ascomycota; Eurotiomycetes; Eurotiales; Aspergillaceae. The record is from RefSeq and is a predicted model, not a curated record. Bases 1 to 1161 code for a protein of 386 amino acids.
AUGGCGCAAAACGUCGAAGCAUGGACGCUCUUAGCUUUGGCUCUCGUGGUGAUUAUCAUUCGAAUCUACGUUCGAUGGAGCCUGGUUGGGCCCAAGGGCUUUCAACUGGAUGACUAUCUUAUGCCACUAGCCGGGAUUGUGUUCGUUCUCGAAACGGUCGCAGCAUACCUAGUCGGCGCCAAUUAUGAAGGCCUAACGAACAGCUAUAUUUCGCCUUCAGAGCGACAGGCCAUUGUCCCCAAUUCCAAAGAAUGGAAUAAUCGCGUCGCCGGUUCCAAGAUUCAAGUUCUGGGAUGGUCACUGUAUGUGGCCAUUCUAUGGCUCGUCAAGUUUGCGCUGGCGGUCUUCUACUCGCGAUUGACGACCGGUCUACAAAAUCUGCCCCAGAGAGUUCGCAUCGCAUACGUUAUCCUCGGCAUUACAUGGCUCGCAACGCAACUGUCUCUUCUUCUGUCCUGUCAACCUUUCCAUGCGUUUUGGCAAAUCAAUCCUGAUCCUGGCGAUGUCUGUCAGCCAGCCAAAUCUCCAGUCUAUGUGCUAGUCGUCGUGCUACUCAACAUCGUCACUGAUCUCUACCUACUUUCCAUCCCACUUCCCCUGCUCUGGCAGGUUAAGAUCAGCUUGAAGCAGAAGAUCCCUCUCAUGGGACUCUUUUCUGGUGCGGCCUUUGUCAUUACCGCUUCUAUUAUUCGAGCAGUCAUGAUCAGCGUUGCUGGACCAGAAGGUGCUGUCGCCGGAUCCAAAUGGGCCUGUCGCGAGACAUUCGUCUCGAUCGUGGUUUCUAAUCUACCCAUCAUUCAACCCCUGAUUCGAAGAGGCUUCAAGAAGAUCGGUCUCUCCCAGCUCUUCUCCUCCUCUGGCAAGGAAUCCAAUGGACGAUCCUACCCUCUCUCCGGUCGCGGUCGGCAAACUCUGGCGAGCCAUGCGGAUCGCAUCACCAAGAAGGGCAAGCAUGCCCAGGGACUCACACAGACUCAAGUGUCAGCAUGGGGCAGUGACGAACACAUUCUCACCAGUCCCGAACCUACGUCAAAGGAGAUCACGGUCGUUUCUGAGACUAUCGUUCAAACCGAGCAAUGGAACAGAGAUCGAGCACCGCAACCGACUCGAGUUUCAUCACCAAAUCAAUGGGACGCUCGAGGGACCACGCACGCAAUGUAA